Suillus fuscotomentosus is the source of this 861-nucleotide messenger RNA. RefSeq lists its product as uncharacterized. The transcript has 3 exons. The coding region runs from base 1 to 861 and encodes 286 amino acids. The record is from RefSeq and is a predicted model, not a curated record. NCBI's taxonomy places the organism in Eukaryota, Fungi, Basidiomycota, Agaricomycetes, Boletales, Suillaceae.
AUGAGCCAGCCUCGCUCUGGCUGUAACAGUUGGUUAGAGGAUCUUAUUAACUUGCAUUCAGCAUCCAUUUGUGCUGCCACCUCCAUAGAUAUGGACCAUGAGCUGAAUAUCCCUGACUUGAACUUAGAUGUUGACCCCAAGCUUGAUGAGCCUGUAUUUGGACACCCAAGUUGGGAUGAGGGAUUUCAAGGUGGUGGUGGCGAGGGCGAUAGUCAGGUUGACGGGCCAACUGACUCAGGCUUCACCAACUGGUAUCCUGAACCCCCUCAAACAUAUGGCAAGGGCUAUACAUUCCUCGAUCUGUUUCAUUCUGACAAGAACAGUGUGUACCGUGUCACAAAUCAUUAUUACCCAUUUAGUGACCGGAAAGAGUGGGAGGUUGCAUUGUGGUUACUGCAUUCAGGGUUGAGCAUGGCAAAGAUCAACAGCUUUCUUUCACUCGAGAUGAUAAAAAGUCUUCCAUUAUCGUUUUGGUCAGCCAAGGAACUACAUAGUCAAGCUGAAACACUACCCAGUGGACCACACUGGUUGUCCCAAGUCAUCCCUACAGUACAUCCGACAAAAUCACCUGUCAUUUUGUAUUGGCGCAAUCCCCUGGAGUGCAUCAUGAGUAUUUUAAAUCACCCUUUCUUUCACGAUCAGAUAGAUUGUAUGCCUCGCAGGGUGUAUACUACAGCGCAGCGAUUGUGUCGUGUGUACUCUGAAUGGAUGACCGCUGAUGACAGAUGGAACAUGCAGUCAGCCCUGACAAGAGGUGCAACACUCCUUGGGACAAUUUUGUCAUCUGACAAGACCAAUAUCUCCAUAAUGACGGGUGACAGAGUCACACAUCCCCUCCUCAUCCGCUGUCUUGUUACUUAA